This is a messenger RNA of Mollisia scopiformis, 736 nucleotides long. RefSeq lists its product as uncharacterized. The coding region runs from base 190 to 678 and encodes 162 amino acids. Gene Ontology annotation, cellular component: membrane. NCBI's taxonomy places the organism in Eukaryota, Fungi, Ascomycota, Leotiomycetes, Helotiales, Mollisiaceae. The record is from RefSeq and is a predicted model, not a curated record. The transcript has 3 exons.
AUUCACUCAUUUUGUUUACCGCUCUGUUCUUUGUUGUUGUGACGUAAGUUUGCUUGCUCAUUCGUGAUUUAGGAAGAAGUAUAUAUUGACUCCUCUUCUCUUUUUCUUUUCUAUUUCUCUUCCUAGCCCUCAACUACAAAAGCUUGCUAGAAGUACACACAACCACCAGAAACUCAACCAACCACAACCAUGAUCCUCGAAGACCUCCUUUCCCUUCUCUUGCGCAUCGGCGAGUUGGCCUUCACAGCCGUCGUAGCAGGUCUCACGGGCGAAUACCUGCACAACACCCGCAGCGCUUCAGCAUGGAGCCGAAAGCGCUUCAUCUACACCGAAGUCAUCGCCGCCAUCGGCAUCCUCUUCUCGCUCCUCUUCCUGCUCCCAUUCAUGGCUAGCUUCGUGCACUGGCCCAUGGACUUCCUGCUCUUCGCUGGUCUCAUGAUCGCUUUUGGCCUUCUUGCUCACUAUAUCUCCCCAUCCUGCGGCAGCAUCUGGAACUGGCACGGCAUCGCAAACGGCGGCUCAUGCGACAAGUUCAAGGCCGACCUUGCGUUCUUGUUCAUGGGUUCUAUCUUCUUCCUUGCUUCGGCGCUGCUCGGUCUUUAUGUUAUGCAUAAGUAUCGUGCGCGUGCGGAUGCGGGUGCUAGACGUGGGUGGUAUCGUAGAAGGGCUAGGGUUUAGAGGUCGUUUGUGAGGAAGCGAUACGAGGGGAGCGGGUUGGAGGUGGUGUAAUACCGAG